Molecule: messenger RNA, 1748 nt
Organism: Rhinichthys klamathensis goyatoka
Lineage: Eukaryota; Metazoa; Chordata; Actinopteri; Cypriniformes; Leuciscidae
Product: zinc finger MYM-type protein 1-like
Exons: 1
Coding region: 151-1665 (504 amino acids)
Molecular function (GO): protein dimerization activity
Source: RefSeq, a predicted model, not a curated record
UUGGCCUUUAGGGGGCAUGAACAUCAUAAAGGUAACCUUGACCAGCUUUUAAAAUACAAAGCUGAAGAUGAUCAAUCAUUCACUAGAUGGUUAUCUGCAAAGAGGGGGGUGCACACAUCCUGGGAUUGUCAAAAUGAGCGUAUAAAUUUGAUGAGUUCAUCGAUUAUCAGGACAAUUGCAGAUGAGAUCCGGUCCCUUCCAGUGUUGCAGUAUUCGAUAAUUAUGGAUGGGACAAGGGAUAUCUCUGGUGUUGAGCAGGAGGCGCUGUGCCUACGUUAUGUUGACACUGAUUUGCUGGUGCACGAAGACUUUAUAGGGUUGUAUGAAACAACUUCUACAACAGGUGAAAACCUUGCCAGAAUCAUUUUGGACGUUCUGUUGAGACUGAAUUUGCCAAUAUCUGGCCUCAGAGGUCAAGCAUAUGAUGGGGCUUCAAAUAUGUCUGGAAAGUACUCAGGUGCCCAGGCUGUUAUUCAGCGAGCACAGCCACUAGCGCCAUAUAUACAUUGUGGAGCACACUGUGUUAAUUUAAUUACACAACAGGCUUGCUCAGCCUCCAGUGUCGUGCGAAAUGCACUUGACUGGAUACAUGAACUUGGUACAUUUUUUGGGCAGUCUGGUAAGCUGAAAGACAAGUUUAAAGCCAUUGUUGCAGCUGAAGGGGAAGGGCCAGCCCUGUCCAUCAGGCCUUUAUGUCCCACUAGGUGGACUGUACGCUCACCUGCUAUCCGUGCUGUUCUCAGCCAAUAUGGGAUGGUACUAAAUGCACUGGAUGAGAUGGCUGCAAGUAAUUCUGGAUCUGCAAGCCGGGCAGAGGGCUUACGUGUUCGACUGCAACAGGGUAAUGUUGUACUGGGACUUCUGCUUGCUUUAGAUGUGAUCAGUGAACUAGAGGUUCUAAUUGCAUCUCUCCAGAAAAAGACUCAGACAGUGGAGGGCAUGCUCUCUGCAGUCUCUCUUGUCCAAGAAAGCUUGAAAUCCAAAAGAAACACUGAACACUUUGAGGCAGUCUUUAAGGAGGCAGGAGACAUGUGUGACAAUCUGUCUCUAGAGACCAUUGUUCCACCACGCACACAUAGGCCCCCUAAGAGAUAUUCUGGGCAGGCUCCUGCAUACACACCUGGAUCAGCUGUGGAUUUUUACAGAGUAGAGUUCUACCGUGUCCUUGACACAGUAGAUGCACAAACUACUGAGAAGUUUAUGCAACCAGGCAUUCAAACUUUAAAAGAACUGGAAAACUCACUCCUGACACCCAUUACAAAUAAUGCAGCAGUUUGUAAAUAUCCUGAACUGAACGAGGAAGUCUUGAAAGUCCAAUUAGCCAUGUUUAAAAACAAGUACAAGGUCAGCACAACUGCAGAUGCUGUGCAUGUUUUGAGAGAAAUGCCCCCUGAAGUCAGGGGCCUAUUUGAUCAGGUAGAGACAUUAGUAAGAUUGUUGAUGGUGGUGCCCAUAUCAUCUGCUGAGGCAGAGCGCAGUUUUAGUGGGUUACGCAGGUUGAAAAAUUGGUUGCGAUCAACCAUGACACAAAAAAGACUCAAUGGCAUUGCUGUGUGCCAUAUUCACCAAGAGAGGCUUGACAGACUGGACAGACAAGAAAUUGCCCAGCUGUAUGUUCAGGGUAAUGAAAGGAGGAGAGAUGUUUUUGGGUCCUUCAUUGAGUAAAUUUGUUUGGCUGCACUAGACGGAAUUUCUCAUACUCCGUAUAGCCUACUUACUUAUUUUUAUUUAUGUAAAUAUGUUGUUGU